AUAUCAACGUGGUCCUGCGAAAAUUGGUUUGCCUUCUAAAGCCCGAUAAAGAGAUCAUCCACACAGGAGACCACAUGGUCAUCCGCACCAUCACCUCCCUGCGGGACUAUGUUAUGGACUUUGACGUGGGAGUCCAGUUUGAGGAAGACCUGGGACCCGUGGAUGGACGCAAGUGCCAGACAACUGUCUCCUGGGAGGGAGAUCAGCUGGUGUGUGAGCAGCUAGGAGAGAAGAAGAAUCGAGGCUGGAGGCACUGGUUGGAGGGGGACCAGCUGCAUCUGCGCAUGACUGCCGAAGACGAAGUUUGUGUCCAGGUUUUCCAGAAGGUGAAGUGA
This is a messenger RNA of Acanthisitta chloris (rifleman), 335 nucleotides long. Its product is annotated as retinol-binding protein 5-like. Gene Ontology annotation, molecular function: fatty acid binding. The transcript is spliced from 3 exons. Gene Ontology annotation, biological process: fatty acid transport. The record is from RefSeq and is a predicted model, not a curated record. NCBI's taxonomy places the organism in Eukaryota, Metazoa, Chordata, Aves, Passeriformes, Acanthisittidae. The annotation marks the transcript as partial. Gene Ontology annotation, cellular component: nucleus; cytosol.